This is a messenger RNA of Thlaspi arvense, 567 nucleotides long. NCBI's taxonomy places the organism in Eukaryota, Viridiplantae, Streptophyta, Magnoliopsida, Brassicales, Brassicaceae. The record is from the annotation of a GenBank genome assembly.
AUGGCGAGCGCCGUCGUCUCGACAGCGUUUCGAUUCCCAUUCGCUAUCCGCCGACUUUCUGACCCGGCGGUGCGAAUUAGGUCGCAUCAUUUCACGUUCCAGUUUGGUCGUCUCCGUCGUAUCACAACGAAUUCGUCGAUGAGCCAACAGAUUGGCGAAAUCAGUUCCGGCGAUGCCUCUGGUAACGACGAGAACCCGGCGGAGAAGCCCGUGGAUGUGGUGGUGCAGUACGUGGUGCUUCGACGAGAUUUGAUCGAUUCGUGGCCACUCGGGAGCGUGGUAACGCAGGGAUGCCACGCGUCAGUGGCGGCGAUCUGGUCGUUCAAAGACGAUCCUGUCACUCUUCAGUAUUGUGAUCCGCAGCACAUCGAUUCUAUGCACAAGGUGACUCUGGAGGUUAAAGGGGAAACGCAGAUGAUGAAUUUGUCAGAGAAGCUGAAAUCGGAAGGAAUCUCUCAUAAGCUAUGGAUAGAGAAUCCGGAGAAAAUCCCGACUUGUAUAGCCACAAAGCCUUAUCCCAAAUCUCAAGUCUUUCCUCUCUUCAAGAAGCUCAAGCUUUGCAAGUGA